AUGGCAGAGGACAUUGGAAUGGAGCCAUGUUUCGAGAUGGAAGAUCCGAAACCACGUAAAGAGGCGUUGAAAAAGAUGAAAAAGCCGGAAAGAUCGGCGCCGGUGAAGGAAAUCGAGGAAAAAAUGGAAAAAUCGAUGGAAAUCGUGGGGGAAGGAGAGGAAAAACCAAUGUCAAAGACACAAAAACGCAAAUUGAAAAUUGCGGCGGCGAUUGAGAGGAAGGAGAAGGCUGAAAAAGGCGAAAAAGACGAAAAAGAUGAUAACGAGGCUCCAGAAGCGAAAAAAGCGAAAUUCGAGCCAAAACAUAAGGACAAGAAGCACAGUUUCGAGGCGAUCGAGAAGAAAUUCAGUGCUUUAUUGGGAAAAUUGUCGGAAACAACGACGAAUUUUAAGGAAGGCGAAGUUAUCAUCAAAAAAGACGUUGAGGAUGGGAAAAUCACCGCUGAAGAGGCCAACACACUCUAUCGAGUGUAUAACAGGAAUUUGCGGCUUAAGCGUCUCCGCAACAAAUUAAACGCGACACUCGGCGAAAGCGCCCCGCUGGAAGCCGUAAAACAGAAAAUCAACGAUUGGAGAGCCGCCGGAAAAGUGACGGAGGCGGAUGCGUGUCUUCUGGUGAAACGAUGGAAAACGAGAGAGACGAGACGUGUUGGAAGACAGGAACAGAAGAUUACAGGCGCCGCGUGUUUCCACUGUCGUGAACCUGGCCACCGACUGGCUGAUUGUCCGAAACGAAACAGUUCCCAAUCGGACGGUGUCUGUUUUAAGUGUGGAUCAAUGGAACACUCAAUUCAUGAGUGUAAGAAGAAGGGUGUUAAAGGAUUCCCCUACGCGACAUGUUUUGUCUGUAAACAAGUUGGUCACAUCUCUCGUGACUGUCAUCAGAAUGCAAACGGCGUCUAUCCGGACGGUGGAGCGUGUAAUGUAUGUGGAGCUGUCGGUCAUUUGAAACGAGAUUGUCCCGAGUUGGCGGCACAGAAAGCGGGUGGAGCGUUCAAUCAAAAGAAACACUUCACCGCCCGUGCCACAUCCGACUGGAAGACACAAUCCGCCGACGCCGACUACGAUCCAACGGAGACUUCUGGAGACAUCAAAUCAGAUGACGUCGCAUCGAAAAAGAAGUUUAUGCCUAAAAAAGUGGCGAAACAUAUCAAGUUUUGA
This is a messenger RNA of Caenorhabditis remanei, 1161 nucleotides long. RefSeq lists its product as uncharacterized. Gene Ontology annotation, molecular function: nucleic acid binding; zinc ion binding. The transcript is spliced from 7 exons. The coding region runs from base 1 to 1161 and encodes 386 amino acids. The record is from RefSeq and is a predicted model, not a curated record. Lineage: Eukaryota; Metazoa; Nematoda; Chromadorea; Rhabditida; Rhabditidae.